CAGGAGUCCCACAGGAGAGUCAAAAGGAGAGCCUGGAAGGAAUUACGGCAUGGUCAUACUUCUGUGCAGACUGCAGAAAAAAGUCCAUCGCUGGAGGCAGAUAGGAGUUUCCAGGUUCUGCAGCACAUGGCAGGCAACCCAGAAUGUCUGGGCUAUCUGCUGAGAGGCUUGCUGACUCAUAUCUCCUCGCUGCUGCUUUUGCUGCAGAAAUUAAACGAGACGACGCUGCAUCGCAGUAUGGCAGCCCUCCUGCACAACGUCCUCAAGACUGCCAUUGAAACAUACGGAAGUCCCCAGCAACCUAUGGAAUCCGAAGAAAACGCUACUUUGCGUCGCAAGGAAUUAAGUGCCGCCCUGUGUCUUCUGCUCAAAGUCUGCCUCAGUCUGAUCCACGGGGUGCAUGAUCUCCAGUACACAGCCAUGGUCACCAUCAACAAGGUGAUAGACGCUUGUGUUGUUUACCGCCUCGCCCACGUCAGGGUAAUGGCGUCGGGAGCUCUGCGGCAUCCUUGCAGCGAAAGCGGUGGCCUCAGCCAUGAUGCUGGUCAUGGCCACCACCACCACAACCACCACCACCAACAGGGGACUGUGAACAUUGCGUCCUCAGAGACCGCAUCUUCGCGACCCGGCUGGAGCAGGACUCAACGCCUGGGAGCCAAGAGACUGGGGUCAGUGUGGCGACAUGCCGCAGGGGAACAUCUCGAACAGGUCCACAAGUCGCUUACCGAGGACUUUGACAAGGAGGAGAGUGUCAUAGAUGUACUGUCUAGUGCCCACGCUCUGUCCGUGGUGAAUAUUCUACACAAUUCUUUGACGCUCUACAAACGAGUUGUGGGCAGCAAACAACAGUGUUCUCCCAGCCAGAGAUGGCGACACUGCAGCUACCACUGCUUGCAGAUUCUGGCAGCCCGUGCACUGCUCUUCAUGGCGGAAGGACCAGAAGUACAGACUCAGUUAGCUCAGGACCAGCAGUUGCGCAUUUUGGCAGCGGCUCUGGACUCGACACAUGACCCGCAACUGCUGGUACUGGUGCUACAGAUCGUGGCGACACUCGCUUUGGAACCGCAACACCACAAGGCCCUCGUCGAACAAGGCCUGCCCGAUGUACUCAGUCAAUUGCUGUUGCCAUCCGACGAGUGGUACUACACCAAUCAUAGCACCAAAUAUGCGAGAUUUGUUAAACAUCACGCGGCCCGCACCCUCGUCUAUCUCGGUCUCCAGCACCGCGUUAACCUCCGAAUCAGCAUCUACGACAUACUUCAGGAUGAAGCACCUCCUCCUACUCCACUUAUGGAAUCUGAGGAGGACACGUACAUAAUCCUGACAUCAGCGCCACCGAGCAUGGUUGUAUGCCAGGAAACUAACAGGAUCUUAGGGCUGUCAGUUGAAGGCGCCAUUAUGCAUGUACUUAAAGCUCUUGAGAUGUCUAUCAGUCAAGGCACGACAUCCACAGAGCUAUCUACGCUCCACUGGGUACUCAGUGGGAGCUCCUACACCCACGCCUAUGUCCGAGGGCAGGUGCCAGCUAGAUGCCAGCCCUCCGACCCGUACUCAACAUUUUUCACUCAAAGUUUCCUGUCCUCCUUCCCCUGCGUGCUGAGCCCCGUGGUUCUCGUUAGGCUACUCCUGCAUCGACUUCUCACGACAGCCGCUCAUCUGCAGCGCUGGAAAAGCUGUGCUUCUCGCUCGAGCUUUGCCUCCGCGUCUGCCCACGAAGUUCCACGAAGUCCACGUAGCAGAGCCUCGUCCACGGACACUGAACCCAGCUCCCUCAGGAAGAGGAGAAAGGUUAACCUGACAGUGGACUGCUCUGGCAAUGAUCCGACCGGUGUAGGUGAUGACCUAACAGCCGUAGGCCGAGCCCGCUCGCUACAGCGACCACCACAUCAUCAGGUCGACCGUUCGACGUCCUUGGUGCCCCGGGACAGUGUGAGUAGUGUGUCAGGCCUGGGGCUGGAACCCGCCGUACAAGCCACACUGUUUGCCUUCUCGCAUCUUCUGCGCGGCGCCCCAUCCCGCGAGAGCCUCCAGAGUGCCCCCAGCAGUGACGGUCGUAAUACUCCGGUACCAGGAUCUCCGUCAGCAGUGGUAAACUUGCCGAUUAUCAGCCUCCACCAACACCACAAACCCCGGGCAUCUUUCCGAUUCUCGAGUGUGAGACACAGCAACCAGCGAAGGUCCAAGUCACAGGCAAACAUCGCGAAAGUGUCCCACAACGAGCAUCGUGACACGCCAGAGCAAGAGAUCCUGGCGUUUCAAAAGCAGCUCCAAAAUCUUCCAGACUUUGACUCCCCGGACCAUCCGACGAGUGGUCCAGGGUUUUCAGAUCCCGCCACAGCUGCCGCGGAGUUCCUUGCCAACAGACCGUACCUCCGCCCAAGGUCUCGUUCCAUGCCUCGAGUCACUUACGAGUCGUCGCGGUACCUCACGCUCCCGGAACUUCCGUGGCCUUCUUCCGGCGGUUCAGGUCGGAUGCACCGCGGCAGGUCCGCGGGAGCACUCGGUCUGCAGCCGGAACAUCACGGGCCGAUGGCCGUCAACAGCCCAGCCACGACGCCGAUAGAUGAGAAGGCGCCCCCUGUUUUGGGGAUGGCAGGGCAAUCUGUUCCGGGCACAGCGCCCUGCGCACCGAAUAGUCGGCGCAGUAGCCUCUCACCCUCGGACCGCACGGGCAGAAGACGGGACAGCCCUGCCUGUAUCGUGGUGGAGAUUCCACCAUGGCACCGGGCCAUCCUCAACUUCAUAGAGGAAUGGUUACGAUUGUCUCGUGUAGAACUGGACAGGAACGCCCCCCUCUGUCGAGAACUGCGUGAUUUCCUCACCAAAGUGUCUUCCUGUGGCGCGCCAUACCAGCAAUGGUGCGCCGAACUUCGCCAAGAAUUCCCCGCACUGUCACGUGAUCCUGACUUGGAAAGUAGCGACGACGUGGAGGUGACGGACCGGGAGUACUGCCAGGUAAGCGGCUUUAAUUUUGGCGAACUGGAUUUGACUUUUAAGCUGCUGCAGCUGGUUUUGGAUGGGGAUCUGCCGUGCAGCAAAGAGGAGGCCGCGUGUCUGGCCGGCAUCCAACUUCGCAUCGAGGAGUCAUGGGGGCGAAGGUUCCCGGGAGGCACAUCUUCUACCACGCAAAACCUCCCCGCACCCGUCUCACCUGAUGACCCCUCUACUUUGCGACCCAUCUCUGAGGACAAGGAGAGCUUCCUUCUCCCGGUACCUAGCUUCAGUGCCGGCAACAUGGCACGGCCCGUGAGCCCCUUGGCUGAGGAGACGGAGGCAGGAAGCGAAGAAGGUGACGCGGAUGUUGGAGGAAGCGGAAGUGGUGGUGGCAGUUCUUGGAGGCGAGCGGGGACGACUUCGACUUCUUCUGGGGGCCUGCGUGGCAUGCAAGGCGGGCAGCUGAAGAACACCAGUAGUCUCCUGAGGAAGUGCUACCCAUCCAGCUCAACGCAAGUCCCGUUUUUACCUGCCGGCCGCCUCGAGGACUGUUUGCCGCCCUGUUACCAUGGUGCUAAGACAAUGGCGAAGCUCAUCAAGGAGCAGAAACGUAAACUUUUCCAUACUUCAGUCUACGACUCCGAGGUGCAGUUGAAGAAGCUGUAUAUCCAGACUUGCAAGAGACUUCCUGCUCACGGUUGUAAGGUCUAUCAAGUCAAAGAACUCCUCCGUGGGAAGACGAAGAAGAAGGCUGCCAGGUUACUAGGAUUGGGGCCAGAGAAAAUUGUCCUUCUAGAUAAUAAGACCAAGAUCUUAGCAAAAUCUCAAAAUACAGCUGAUCUCGUUCAGUGGCGUACUUGCGGAGGCCGUUCCCAUGACAGAUUGCAACUGGAGUUCAGGGCUACGCGCUGGUCGCUGGUUGUGCCCACUGUGGCCGCAAUGCGCGAGGUGGGUUUGGCCCUAUGGGAGAUCCUCCAGGAGCUCGACUCCCACUUUCUGGAGGAGCACGCCCUCCUUCGACGAUUCGGCCAACAAGAGCUGGUGAAGCGGUCACUGCUGACCCUGCAGGUGGCGCACUCAGAAGAGCUUGAGGCGUUGCAGAAGCUGCUUCACUUCCCAGAGGAGGUGGCGUUGCGGCUGGCCGACACAGAGUAUCACCUGUUCUACCAGGUCCCGCCUAUAGAUUACUUACGUCAAGUAACACUAGACCUCGGUGGUGGUACCGGUGAUGUUCCCACUUCUGCGUCGGGACCUGGUCCAUCCGACCAUCCACACCAACCAGCCGCAGAGAGCGCCACCUCUACCUCCGCAUCGGCCGCAAGGCCUUCAGUCCGCAGCCUCAUCAAACGCUUCAAUGAGGUGAGCUCGUGGGUGACACACCUCAUCAUCACACAGCCCACACAUGAUGACCGCAAGGCUGUCCUGUCCUGUAUCCUUCGAGUGGCACUAACAUGUUGGAACAUUGGAAACUUUAACGGUGCCAUGGAGAUUGUUGCCGGACUAAAGUCAAACAAGCUGAAACCAUUCUGGCUGUCGAUCACAGAGAAGGAAGCGCUGCCAGUGCUGGAUUUCCUGUCAGCUGCACUCCUCUCUGCUGAGUAUGAGAGGGCCCUGGGUCGGGCAUUAGCAAUGCCUGAAUGCCCUGUGGUACCGUUCUUCGGAGCAUUCCUACGAGAGUUGCGAGAGAUCUUGGCUUCUACCCCUAGUCUGGUGGUGCUGGCCCCAACGGGGGAACACACUCGCCUGGAGGUGAGACCUCCUUCUGGCACCGCAUUGAACCGUCCUCAGCGCCAGCGCACUCAGCACCGCCACUUUCAUGGCCGCCAUCCUGUGUUUAUCUCAGACUAUAAUGGUGAGGACCAUUAUUUCACGCGGAUUGGACCUGGGGGCCUAAUCAAUUUGGACAAGAUCUAUCGUACUCAGGCAGUCAUGGAUCGUAUUGCUUCAUUCCACCAGCACUAUCACGCACGGGGGCGGGAAUCAGCACACAACCUAUUUCGAGACCAACUCAGUAUACACACAUCCAGCAUUGAGCGUUCGUAUCUCGUGGAUGAAUCGGAGGAUCACGACUAUGACCUUGAUCUUGAUACGUACCAACCUGUACAGUCCCUUAGCAAUGACCAUGGUGUCAGCUUUUUUCCCAUCUCUGCUCCUCAUAGUGGAAUUGAUCACCAUGUACUACAGGUGCUACACCAUGGAAGCACAGCAGUGCACUGGGAUGCCGAGGGAGGUUCACGGACAGCACUGGUGUAUGUCAGGUUGGAACGAAGUUGUGCCACUCUGACAUGGAGCCGCCCAGGAUGGAGUGGGCUGCGAACUGGAACAGGUGGAAGUGGCUCUUCUCCAGAUUACAGUUUGUCAGCAAACCCAGAAGAGACAGUGGCUCCAGGUCUAGCAAUGAAGUUGUCUGCACCAGGUGAAUCUGCAGGAGUGGCACUAGAAGAAGGCUAUUUAGACCUGGCCAUCGUCAAGGAGAUAGUGCUAGGAGGUCGAGACAGGGAUAAAGAUCCUGAUCUUGCUACAGCUUGUCGCCGUUACGGCCUCGACCGAUUUACUGGUUCUGAAUGCUGCCUGUCACUCGUUUAUGGGGUGAAUCUCAGUGAUAAUCGUGUGCUCUUCCUCCUCUGUCCACCCACACUCUGCAGGAUGUGGUAUACUGGCCUAUGUUGGGUGGUACGAGGACUGAAACGACAGCUCCAGCUGACAGAUCGGCGGAUGUUGUGGCUCAAAGAGCAGUACUUGCAACUAUACUUUGAAGAAGGUUGCUGUGGGCCUAUGACAGCUGAUGCUAUUCGGGUAUUUGGUGGACGAGAUUGGGCUUUGACUGGUAAUGUGGGUGGAAUGUCUCCUCCUGAUAAUGGGACCUUACGUCGUGGAGCCUCUGUAAAGUUCAAGAAAAAGAAGUCUAUAGGCAACAUACAGGCUCUAAAGGAUCUUGGUCUAAAACAUGAUACUGGACCUGAUAUAGGAGCUGGUAUCAGUAUGGGCUCAAUGUACCUACGGCGACCUACAGGAAUAUCUGGUGGACCAAGUCCUGGAUCAGGUCCAGGUUCUAGCACUUUCAUUACAACUCCACGUUCACGUUCUAUCUCUAGUGACAUUGAGGUCAGGCAAAGUCUUCUGGCCAGUGGUGCAAGUCCACAAGGUUCCAAUGACAACCUCGACAAACUUUCUUCCUGCAGUCCGACCCAUCACAGUGCCUAUGGAUUACAAAGGGAGAAAGGAAAAAUGGUUGGAGGGCCUGAGCAGAUUUGGCAGAUGCGGCAUUUUCGAGCUGGUUCCAUCACGCAUGAGACUCAGCUUGAUUUUGUGGACUUUGUUGCAUUGUUUCGAUCAUUCAGUUUACGAGCACGGAAGGACCUAAGAGACUUGUUUGACCAGCUUGCAAUUACAUGUCGAAGCAUGUCUGAUAGUUCGCUAAAUGAUGGAAGUAUCAAAAGUUCACCAGAACAUGCAGCAAAGCCACCACAAAGAAUUGGUUUGUUGACCAGAAAUAGUUCUCUGGACCUGUUUGAGUACAAGAGCUCUGCUAACCUGCAGAAGAAAAAGAUCUUUGAUGCAAUUGCAUCAGCAAGCAUUGUUUCAAACUGUGCUGGAGUAGACACAUCAAAAUCCCAGGUGAUCACUCUUGCCACCUUUGUCAAGUUCCUGGAAACUCGACAGAUGGAGCAACACACCGAGGAUGAAGUUAAGGCACUGAUACAGCGGCAUGAACCAGAUCCCUUACUUCGAGCCCAGUGCUGCUUAUCCUUUGAAGGGUUUGCUCGUUUUCUCAUGGACAAAGACAACUAUGCAUUUGUUAGCGAACGUCUUGGACCUGAUGAAAGUGAGACAGACCAGCCCCUGUCUCACUACUAUAUUGCAUCAUCACAUAAUACCUACCUCACAGGGCACCAACUCAAAGGCGAGUCUUCCGUUGAAUUAUACAGUCAGGUGCUUCUUACUGGCUGCCGUUGUGUGGAGCUGGACUGUUGGGAUGGAGAUGAUGGGUCUCCUCUCAUCUAUCAUGGCCACACAUUCACCACAAAAAUCCCAUUUCGAUCUGUGGUAGAAGCUAUCAACCGCAGUGCAUUUGUAACAUCUCCUUAUCCAGUGAUUUUAUCCAUUGAAAAUCAUUGUUCUCUGCAACAGCAGGCUCGAAUGGCUCAUAUUUUUCAGUCUGUGUUCGGUGAAAAACUUGUGACCAAGUUCCUGUUUGAGACUGACUUUAGCGAUGAGGUCCAGUUGCCAUCUCCUUCCCAACUUCGAUAUCGUAUUCUAAUCAAGAACAAGAAGCUGACAGCUGAAAUACCAGCUGGACCUGCAGCGGUGGCAGCAGCAGCCGCUGCCAGUGCAUCUGUAAGACAUGGAAGCAGUUCCCACACACCUCUCCGUGGUGCCGGCAGCAUGAGUAGCAAGCACACAUCUUCUGGGAGGGCAAGUUCCAUAAUUUCCAACACAAGUGGAGGGUCUGCAAAUGAUGACUUCAGUGAUGACGACGAUGAUGAUGAUGAUGAUGAUGAUGAUGAGAAUCUAGAAGAGAAAGUGUUAAGUUUGGCAAUGUACACAACAGAAGACAAAAAUCUCAUCAAGUCUGCGUCAAUGGGGCCACCCCGAACAGACUCCAUCUCAAGCCAUGAGAGUAUGAUCCGAUCAGAAAGGGCCAGCAUGGGGAUGAUUGGUCAGCUCCCUCGUGGACAGCCCUAUAAGAUUCACACUGGAGAUACAGACUGGACAGACGUGGAAGAUUCUCAACCACAGAAACCCAAGAAACAGAGCAGCCAAAUUGCUAAAGAACUAUCAGACAUGGUAAUAUAUGUCCAGGCAAUUAAAUUUCGUGGGCUGAACACCAUCAGCCCCAACAGCUCAGUUAAAUGCAAGAGAACAGGUGGUCCAGUGGCUGCCACAGUCAUUAUGAAGAAGAGCAGUGUUGGUGCUGUGACCAUGCCGCCCCCCACAAUCAUCACCAGCACUCCAGCCACGCCAACAUCCGCUGUCACACAGGCUUCCAGUGGGGGCUCAGUGUCACUCUCCACAACUUCUGGCAUUGGCAGCAGCAGUACUGCCACAGGCUCCACAGCUUCUGAACAGCAACAUUCCUAUGCGAAGCAACGUGCCAAUAUUCACCACCCAUGCUACCAGUGUUCUUCCCUUAAUGAGAAUACAGCCAAGAAGCUUUGCCGCAAACAACCUCAUGCCCUAGUGGCUCAUACAGAAACACAGUUGAUGAGAACAUAUCCUGCUGGAAUGAGAAUAGACUCCUCCAACUUCAAUCCAGUCAUCUUUUGGGCCUUCGGUAUUCAGAUGGUAGCACUGAACUAUCAGACUGAAGAUGCAGCCCUGCACCUGAACGCAGCCAUGUUUGAACAGAAUGGUCGCUGUGGGUAUGUGUUGAAACCGUCAGUGAUGUGGGAUCGUGGACACAUGAUGUACCGGCGUUUCAAUCCAUGGGACAAAGAGUUUGAUGGUCUACAUUCAUCACAUCUUAUUCUAAAUGUGGUAUCAGGACAAUAUGUGUGUCAGAGUAACCUGACAGCAAGCACAUAUGUAGAGGUGGAAGUAGUGGGGAUUCCAGUGGACUGCAACAAGCAGAAAACUAAAGUGAUACAGAGGAAUGCACUGAACCCUAUCUGGAAUGAUACUUUCUUCUUCCAGGUGAUGUUUUGUGACUUAGCAUUCCUUCGUUUCAGUGUGUUAGAAGCAGGAGCAAACCAUCUAUUAGCACAGCGUGUGUUACCGCUCAAGUGCCUGCGGCCAGGAUAUCGUCACGUGAGACUCCGCUCCCCGCAGAAUCAGCCCCUGCAACUCUCCACCCUUUUUGUAUAUUCCCGAGCUGAGGAGGAGAGUCUGGACUAUAAUGGGAGCUCUGUGGAGAAUGGCGAUGCAGUACACAUGGCUGUAAGGGGUAGUCUGGGUGGAACCUCGAAGCAUGGCCGGGACAGUGUUUCAGAAGCAGUGGCCAUAAAGAAGAAUCACCCCUCUGGUAGUGGUGCAGUGCCACUCAAGAGGAGAAUGUUCUUCUUGAUGGUGCAUGGUGUUCUAAAGAUCACACAAGAGAGUACCACUCAGGAGGUGGUGUUGCAAGCACUGCAGAAGGCUGGCCUGGGUGCAGAGAGAGUUCAUGACUAUAUUCUGGUAGAGGAGGUGGCAAGGAGCUGGGAGAAGAAAGACAGGGAUGUACCUGCCACGCAGAGAGUAUUAGACCUACAGGAGAGGCCACUACAGGCACAAGCACAAUGGCAAGGUGAGGGUCGCUUUUUACUUAAGAGGAUGGGAGAUGAUCCCAGCAGUAGGGCAUGGUUGUCAUCUAUCCGAAGUACUGCAGGGCGAGAGCGUCGCUCCAUGCCAUCCUGUAUGGGAAGUGAUGCUGCGGGGCCUGGAGUGCCAUCUGACACCUUGCAUCAAGAACAGCAACAACUCCGUACCUGGGAAGAGGCUGACACAUUCUUAGUGUGCGUGUAUAAUGUCUCGCCAGAGAUCCCUUAUGCCAUUCUUAAAGUUCCACUAAGUUCAUGUGCACAGGAUGUAUUAGCACAGGCACUAGUAAAGGCAAGGCGAAUGGAGGACCCUGCGAGAUUUGUACUGGUGGAAGAACUAGAGUGGGGUGGAACAGGUGGUGGGAGUGCAACUCGUCAGCAACGAGUAUUAGGAGAUGAUGAAAAUGUAUACAGUACACAGGCACACUGGCAGACUCUGGGGCGGUUUAUAUUGAGGGAACGUGACCAGGUGACACCACCAUCUGGAAGACGUCAUCGUGUGGCAGCAAAUUUGCGUACAGCCACUCUUGAAAGGCUCAGUAAAGGCCUCUAUGUUGGACAUAGGGCAAGCAUGGGUGGAGGGAACAAGGAAAAGGUUCCAGUGCAGGAAGCUUUAAGUGAUCCUACUACAACCCGUAGUACUAAGCCAAAAUUUCCCCCAGUAGGUGAUGGGAUGCGAUUAGGUAGUGGACGAGUGAUUGCAUUAACUGACAGGGGUAGAUUAGCCAGGGCAUCUGUGCCACAGCAAACCCGAGAAGUGCAUUCAGAGGGUGAAACUCUCAGUGAUGAUGAUACAAGAGAUGCAGACCUCAUGACUACUGUGUCACGACUAAAGAAGGUCUCCCUUAGGAAACUUCGGGUGUGGAAAUCUUGAAGAAUGCUUGGAUUUAGUCUGGAACAAUUGUAGGAGGCCCAGCACUAUUGACAUAAAGUAAACCCCAUCACACUCACCUGGAGCAGGUUACAACUCUUCUAGCAACAUGUACAGACCAGCAGUACAAAGACAAGGAAACAGUUUGCCUUUAUAAGUAUUCUUGUAUGUAACAUGUCAUUGUAUUCCAUUUCCAAGCUUCAUCUGUAAGAUGCUACCAAACUUAGAAACAUUAGACUGAAUCCAGCAUUUUCUGAGGCUUGAAUCUGCAGGUACAUUUGUUAAUAUAGCACCUGCUCCUUGUCUUACACAACUGGUUUGUAAUUAUUUCUAGGAGUUUUGUAUGGGUUUUGUUGUUGCCCACAUCUAGUCAUAAGAAACUUUCUGUGAUACUUUUACGUACUGUGUACAAUUCGCAUCCGAUACCUCAUAUUAUGAGUUGUUGACCCCAAUUCUGCAGCCAUGACCCGUACAUAAUCAUCCACCUCCUUCUCCUGUUGUACUUGCAUCUAAAGUACAGCUUUACUUUCAGUCUUUCAUACUCGUUUUAUCUGAUAUAUGUGCUCCUUUCCAACUAUAUGCAAAACAAAUUUUUAAUAUAUUUUUUGUUACAUUUGUCACAUCCAUUUAUCUUUAUACAUGCACAGAGUUUUUUAUAUUUAUUGUUGAUAGCUGUAUUGCCUCGCUGCUCUUAUGUACAGUUCAGUGUUGUCUGUUUCCUAUUUAUUACUCAACUUUUCUCAAUAUGUCUGGUGAAAUGUGACAACUGACAAAUAAGUUUCUGUUUCUUACAUCAUAUAUCCUUGUCAUGGCUCAUUGUCUUCUGGAGAGAACAUUACAUUAGAAUGUUACCUUAAUAACCAAACUGAGGUGGCAUGCAUAUCGGGUACAUUUUGCCAGGCACUGCACUGGACCAGUGAUCAUUGUGAUGAGUGAAAUUUAUGACUGAGCAUGGGAAGAAUGCUGUCACUGUUGUGCUCUUAUCAGUGUUUCCAACUGAGAGGCCUUUGAUGGACGGUUCCCAACCUUAAUUAUUUUGAUUUAUAGAAAAUUAGGAUUUUAAUUAGAUCUUGGUAAUUAAUAGCAUUUUGUACCCUUCACAUGUCACUGCCACACAGUAUCAUCAUUUUGCAGUCAAUGGCUAAGUUUAAUCAGUUAAAUUGAGGACCUAAAUGUUUUAUUAACCUUUACUGACCAUGUCAUGGCAUAUAUGGGUCCAAUGGCUGUGUUUCUCAGUGGCAUACUGUUAACUCAUUAAAUCUCAGAGUUAAAGUGUGGCUAGCAGCCCCACUAUCUCAUAAUCCUGCAUAAUAAAUAUAAUAAUGUUGUUCAGUACCUUGUUUAAAAUUGAAUUUACAUGAGAGUAUAUUUUAGUUCUAAAUGCAAUUCUUGUAUAACAUCAUACAGUACUUCUUCCAAAACUGAACUGUUUUAUCAUGCAAAAUAGCUUUUUAGUGGAAUUAAUAAUACCAGUCUUUUUUCAAAAUUUGUCACUUAUCAGUUACCACUUUGAGAAAAAUAGUUUAAUAUUUUGCUGUUAGAAGCAUUACUCACUCCUGCAUUUUUGUUUUACAUCAGAAUUCAUUUAAAAUUAUCCACAAUGAUAAAUCUCCAUAUCUUAGAUGUAUCUAAUGAUUUCCUUAAAAAGCCACAUUCUUGCUUGUGUUCAUCUUUUAAUACAAUGCUAGUCAGAAUAUCACCAAUAAAUAAUUACCACUUGCUUCCCAAUCCAUCAGGUUGUCUGUAGAGUUCGUUCAAGGAAGUUGAAGUGAUAAGUAAGUAUCAAAACAUACAUCACAAAUUGGUUUAAUUCCUCUUUAUUUGAACUGUAUCAAAAUCAUAUUUUAAGCACACAUUAAUCAUUUUUGGAACUCAACCCAGCAUAUUAAAGAUUAAGGCAGAAUAACUGUUAUACAGAAUAACAAAAGCAAGAAAGAACCUUUUCAUUGUCCACUGUUUAUCCAUGUUGCGUAUUCCUUUUAGGUCUUGAAGUCAGAGAAUAUUCUCGGGUACCAGUAAAUGUGUUAAGGAUGAGAGUGCAUAAUAGACAAGACAGGUUGCCAGAUCAACAUUUAUGAAGAGUGAGUCUUUACAACUAUGAUUGCCUCUGAUUUGUCACUCUUUUCAUUUGACGUUGAUAUGUGAAGAUUGAGGAAGCAUGCACUCCCAAACCAUCCAAAACCCUUCUUCAAUUGACAUGACGUAUGACCCCAAAAAUAUACAUACCUCUAACAAAAAUGGCUGUAAAAUUAAUUUUCACAUCCACAGCUAGUACCUGGAAUUCUUUGACCCCCAGUAUUUAUAAUUUCACUAUUUAUUAUAUGUAUUCUAAGUGCUUUAAGUAGAACUUGUAUUAUGUAACUGACAUUUGUGUCUGUGAUAAUUUAGUAAUUUAUUUGCUUCGCUAAAUAAAUAUUAGAAUGAGAGGUAGGAAGGGCUAGCAUUAUAAGUGAUGCUUUUCAAAUCAUGCAUUGUAUUAGAGUAUGUGUAUGUUUAAAAAUCAUGUUGUUGCUGAUUAGAGUCAAAUUAAGUAAGUCAUAAAGUGAUUACUUGUAUCUUUAAAAUUACACUGUUUGGGUAAUAUAAAUACAGUAUUUCCCAUACAAUACAGAAUCCUACUGGUUGGGAACCGCCUAGUUUAUUUGUUCAUACAUAUAUACCUGAUGUGUUAUAGCUUACAGUAAUUUACUACAAAAUUUUGUGCCCAAUAUUAACAACAAAAACAAGUUUUAAAUUGUAAUAUUUUGUAUUUGCUGAUAUGUGAAUAUCAGACUAUAAAAUAUACAUCAAGAGAGGGAAGAGAUGUAUAUUGUUUUAGCCAAUUUUGAUAUCUGAAUGCACCAAAAUAACACAAGAAUGUAUUUCACCAUAUUGGACAUGUGCAUUGUUGCAUUUUAUGAUGAUCCACAGAGUAUAAGUGCUCAAAUAACAAUGCAGUGGUUUUUCUUGGGGAGACAAUCAGGUUGCUGAGAGAAGGGGGGUGGGGGGGCAAUUUAUUUCUUGCUGUACCAGAGUAUACAUCAUGGUGGCUGUGAAACUAUGUUACACUGAUAAGAGGGCAUGUUUAUGUUUCCUUGACGUCCAAGGCACAAAGUUGUAAAGCACAGUGUUAUUUAUAUAUUAAUUAAUUUUUUAAGUGUUAUCAUAAUUUCAUUCCAGCACCAAUAAACACUGUGUACAGGAUGUCUAAUAAAGUUGGAGUAUAUCUUUAUGCAUGAGAGGAUUUGUUAACUUCUGUUCGUAAGAUCAAGUGCACCGACUACACAAUAAACUGAUAAUUAUUUUAAUAGCCUAAGUUAUGACAUAAUUUUCAUAACUUGGAAAAACAUCAUACAAGAAGAAACUGCACUUCUUCCAACAUACCAGUUGCAGCAAGAUAAACUUAGCUGUGCUCCAUAGAAAUUACAACUAGCAUCCCAAGUCCUCAUCAGAUGGUGGAACUUACCUCUUACAGGAAGUCACAAAUUCUGAAACUUAGAACAUAAUAUAGACUGCACAGUUUGUAAUGGAACGUGGCAACUAAAUAAUUUCCAAUCUGCUGUUGGGUCAGUGUUUCUUAUGCAGAUCUAAGUUUCUGCCAAGCCACAUAUUCUUUAGACCUAAUUGUAAGUUUGAAAUAUAUUUAGGCAUAUCAGAAUUAUGGAUAUUGUGAUCUCUCCAGCUAUAAACAUGACAGGGAAUAUCUUGUAAAUAAAUAGAAUGUCCAUAAAAGUAUGAAGUUUGUUAAUUGUUAAUACUAUAAAACAUAAUUUUACUUUUUAUUUUAAUAAUUUUUUAAAUAAAUUUUAUACAUAACAUGCACUAUAAUGUUAAUAUGUAUUGCUAACAUUCUUUAUGUCAACAUUUUAGGUUCAUGAAAGAAUUAUGAAAACAACAGUAUGUUAAUCAGAAAUCUCACCUUUUGAUGCAUAAAUUGACUUGAGUAAGAUUAAUUUAGUAUAUGUACUUACAAGAAUCCUACUAUUCUCAUAUAACCAAUUUUAUUCAGGAAAAGGGACACAAAUAUCUGCAUGGCACAUAUGUUUAUUUAUAUUGUAAUUCUGAGCUAUUAUCUUAAUUUUUAAAGUAAUGUAGUACAAUGACUUUAAAUAAGUACACAUAAUUAGAUACACACGUGUGAUAUCUGUUCCUCUUCAGGCUUUAUUUAAUGACUUAGCCUACUUUAAUUAACUGUUAGUUUUCCUGCAACUGAAGUUUUAAAGUCCAUUGCAAGCUUGUCACUGGAGAUAAAUAAAAUAUGAUAGUCUCACUUCCAGGAUAUGGUGGAAAUAUAUUGAUAAUUCUCUGAUUAUUAUAAAUACAGUAAGUAUAAAAAGCCUUCCUGUUACAUUCUGAAUUCCAAGAUAACGUCCAUAAAUAAAAAGAUGCAAAAUGUUUUGCAAAUAUACUUGUAUAUAUUGAAAUUAACUUAUACUUUGAGGCCUUUCUCAAUGAGAUUUCCAAGUGUGCCACGCAGCCAAGACUAACAAAUUCACACAUGUCCUAUAUUCAAAGAUGCCCAAAAAUGAUAUAGGUGAAGACUUCAUAAAUGUAUCCUGAUUGUAUACAGCUCUGUUACAUAAUUUUCUCAAUUUAAACUUUGGCUUUCAGAGUAUCUCCCUGGUUAUAAACUUUAAAUACUGUACUUCCUGAAAUACUAUAAUUAAUUGAUGACCAAAGUAUAAGAGUUAAUUUAAACUACAGUAAUGUAAUGUUUUAAAAGUUAACCCAUUAUAACAAAGCUGUCUGCAUUUGGGAGUAAGUACAUUAAAAUUCUGAUCACUAGAAAUUUUGACCUAUAAAUGUUGAUAUGAAGAGCAUGCUGUGCCUAUCUUGUGAAUCUUUUCUUCUUAUUGCAAAUCCCUACUGGAGGAAUUUGGUUACAUUUUCCAGUAACAUGUUACAUAAAGUGAAGUUAAAAUCGAUGGUUGCUGGUGUGUCCUACCUAUUAAUUACAGAUAACAUUAAAAUGUUAAUUUCACAUGAGUAAUAGUGCAGUAGAUCUGUCACAGAUUCAGUUUGCGCUAAAGAAGUUCUGAACCAAGAAACACUGACCCUGAUGGUAACAUGUCAAGUUUUGAGACAGUAGCAGUGUGCAGUUUAAUGCACAGCAAACUUUAAAUUGUUAUCCAUUUCAAUGUAAAUGUCGAUAUUGUAGAUUUUUAAGUCAUGAUACACAAAACAUGACACAGUUAAUGUACAUAGAAAACACAUUUCACUAUCAUAUAAUAUUACAUAUUUAUAAAUACUGUAACAUAUAGAAUAUAAGAGUUCUUUUUCUGUGUUACAUUAGACAUAGUCCAGUACUGUGCUAGAAUUUAUAUUUUUGGGCCACAGUGUAAGAUGUCUCUUACACAGUAAUCCAAGGAAUGUAUUACAAGAUGGAAAUAACAGGAGAAAAAGAAGGUAGACAAAUGUA
Molecule: messenger RNA, 15439 nt
Organism: Zootermopsis nevadensis
Lineage: Eukaryota; Metazoa; Arthropoda; Insecta; Blattodea; Termopsidae
Source: RefSeq, a predicted model, not a curated record